CAGCCUUGUGCAGCUUGUGCGCAUGUUUGGAUGGUGUAUCGCCGCGGUGCAGGUCAUCAUUAUUACAUGGUUCAUGUCCAACUGGAAGGAGCCAGGAUUUGCAAAAUAACAUCAUUUAGAUCGGAGAUAUCGACAAAUCAGGUGCCAUCAUGAGCAAAGUGCAGGGUGGGAUGAAAUGCGUGAAAUAUCUGCUUUUCAUUUUCAACUUCAUCUUCUGGCUGUCAGGCCUGUUGGUGCUGGCCGUGGGACUUUGGCUCAGGUUUGACCCAGAAACAGUGGAGCUACUGACAGGCGAUGGCGCCCCUGACACCUUCUUCAUCGCUGUGUACAUCCUUCUUGGUGCAGGAGGGUUGAUGAUGAUCGUUGGGUUCUUUGGUUGUUUUGGGGCGGUUCGAGAGUCGCAGUGUCUUCUUGCAUCGUUCUUUGCUUGCCUUCUGAUAAUCUUUGGAGCAGAGAUUGCCGCUGGUGUGUUUGGAUUCAUAAACAAGGAACAGAUCGUUGAGGAAGUCCAAAAGUUUUACAGUAGCUCCAUCUCUGACCUCUCCAAUUCCAACGCCACUGCGAUUGCACUCAUUUACCACAAAACUCUGAACUGCUGCGGAGGCUCCACAUCAGACACGUCUAACACACUUUGUGCAGAGGCUCCAGAAGACACCCAGGACUGUCUCACUGCAAUAACCAACUUCUUCAAUGAAAAGCUUCAUAUUAUUGGAUACAUUGGGAUUGGUGUCGCAGGAGUAAUGAUCAUAGGAAUGAUCUUCAGUAUGGUUCUGUGUUGUGCCAUCAGGAACAACAGGGAGGUUAUAUAGAUGGUGAGUUGACUCCCCCCCCACCCACCCCUUUCUCCUCCCUCACCCCCACCAGCCAGUGCAAAACACGUCCUCUGACCCCCUUCACAAUCACCUGCAUAAGAAGGGAAACACCAAAGUUACAUUCCGAUGUCAUUUCUCGUAGUCCAGGGUGAUCUGGUGGGGAGGUUCACUGAAUAGCACAAACAGAGAGUACACUACGUCCCAGUUGUCCACGGGCCAAUUUCAACACGAUACGCUGGAUCGUCGUCUUCACACCCUCUCCUCAACUCCACCAGCACUGAACAUUUAUUUCCUUCGUUCUUUUCCAUAACACAUGCUCCGCUUUUGGCACAACUCUGUGACAUUCCUCGGUUUUAACGUGUUUUUGUUUCAUUGCUGGCGCUCCACAGAGGUGCUGCACUGUAGCUGCAACAUGAAGCCUUCUUUGACACGGGAAUGUUGUUGAGUAUUGCUGUAAAUAUGGACCCCUGUUUUAUGCAUCUGCUGUUAACAUUAUUUAUCGUGCCCCUUCUAGCCCUUUUUGUGUAAUUUAUAGGCCUUAUGCCAAUCAUACUUUGUGUGCUUGAAUGUUUUGAGGACUAGUCUACCUUUGCAAAGUAAAUUUCCAGGAUGUGCCUAUAUUUAGUCACACAGACAAGCCUCCAGCUGCUGUGCUAUUUAUCCAUUCUUUGUGAUUUGAAUAUGUACAUAAUGACUGUGCUAGCUCCCAGCCAACACUCUCAAGUAUUUCUACUGUAAAGCACAAUAAAGGAAGUGUAGACGUGAUAUCAACCCAAAGGGUUACAAAAGGUCUGAUGAUAAACUGCCACUCUGUGAAUCUCCAAAUUCAUCUAAAAGGUCAUGAGUAACAAUACGUCUUGGGCUCUUCUGGAGCGUGUGUGAACUGUAACAGUGAGCUAGUUUUUGCAUUUUGUGUGAAUUAUUUUGGAUGUAAAUUUUGUUGGUGUGCCAAUAAGAUGUGAAUUAUAGAAUAAUAUAGUUUCUGUCAUACUGUUAACCAUAAUUAAAAAAAACAAUACUGGGUGCUUUUAUUGAUGUGUGUUGGCUGCUUUUUGUUUCCCGCCUUCGAAGUGUGUGAACCAGAAGAGUCAGAGGCAGAGCAGUCUGUUGAAUGAAAAUUUUGUGGUCGGUGAGGUUCCUGAACACGUCAGAGCUUGGUGUAGACUCACUAGUGUGAAAUGGCGGAUGUCUAGAACAGCAGUGCAAUCCUACACCAGAGAGAGGUAAUGCAGUGAAUGCAUACAGACAAAAAGUCAGGAUUCUUUAAACAAUAUUACACCUACUUACUACUUACUUAGUAAGUUACUUACUAACUUACUACUUACUUACUACUCAGACACAAUUAGAAACAGCUGAGGAAGGAUGUGGUUGAAAGAUUUGUGUUGAACCUGUAAACUUAAAUAUUACAUUGACUUCAGUAUCAGUAUGAGAAUGUUACUGUAAUUGCGGUAAUUUCCAUUCGUAUAAGGAAAAAUGUUGAUGUUUGACUAUAGAAGUUUGAACACAUUAUAAAAUAACACUGCAUUAUUAAAUAACCCGACAGAAUGUAAUACAUUUUAACUUCAUCAUGUAAUUACGUCUGCACUUUGUAACAAUCUGCUGGAUUUUGUAAUAAACAGCAUGAAUGCAAGAUGUAAUACAUUUCCCCACUUUUGUAAUAAAUGAUUACAUAUUGUGGUGGUGUAGUUGUGAAAAUGUAAUAAAAAUUGUAAAUGGA
Messenger RNA from Dicentrarchus labrax (European seabass), 2529 nucleotides. It is a transcript of the gene tspan2a, whose product is annotated as tetraspanin 2a. The record is from RefSeq and is a predicted model, not a curated record. Bases 150 to 809 code for a protein of 219 amino acids. The transcript is spliced from 8 exons. Lineage: Eukaryota; Metazoa; Chordata; Actinopteri; Moronidae. Gene Ontology annotation, cellular component: membrane.